AUGCAUGCGGAGCAGCUCAUUAAGAAAACUCGGGCUGAGGCUGCUGCAGCUGCCUCGGUGCCUUAUACGGCGACAGCGGUUGUCGCCACUUAUAAUAGUCUUAACAUUGUUCUCUUUGCACCACGUGUGGUUUCUAUCGAUUCAUCCCUUGUGGUCACAGGUGCGACUAAUAGAGAGGUCGACGCCGUGAAAGCCAAAGCGCAGGCACAGGCCAUCGCUAAGAUGUUGGGUAGUCAGAAGAAACUCUCAGGACGCACGAGUGCAAUGAAGUAG
This is a messenger RNA of Sphaeroforma arctica JP610, 273 nucleotides long. RefSeq lists its product as hypothetical. The record is from RefSeq and is a predicted model, not a curated record. Lineage: Eukaryota; Ichthyosporea; Ichthyophonida. The transcript has 2 exons. The coding region runs from base 1 to 273 and encodes 90 amino acids.